AUAUAUGUUAUUUUGGAAAGGGCAAGAGGAUACAAGAGACGACCAUCGUUGGUAAUCGCAAUACCCUGGAAACCCGAAUUCACUGUUCACAGUGUUGGAUUUUCUGUUGUUUGUUUUGUUGCUAAUGCUUUCAUCUCCUUUCCCUUCUCUUCCUUUGACUUAACGUCGAAACCAAACCCCUAUUUGGGGCUGUGUUCCAAUUUCCUUACCUUCAACACUUCAACUCAAAACCCUAACUCAACCUUCGAUUCUUUGUUCAUUAACUUAGUCACUACUAUUGCAACCUAUUCAAUUGUCAGAAUCAGACAUGUCGGAGAAAUUCUCGCCAGCGCUUCGAAUUGGAGAUCUCAACGAUUUCAUCGCGCCAUCGCAGGCAUGCAUAGUUUCCCUGAAAGGAUUUAAAAAGCCCGAUAAACCUGAGGUGUCAGUUGCUAACAAGCAGGUGAAGUCUGAACCUGUUAAAAUUUCGCUUAAGGAUUGUUUGGCAUGCAGUGGAUGUGUCACAUCGGCGGAGACAGUUAUGUUGGAGAAACAAAGUUUGGAUGAGUUUCUGUUCAAUAUUAAUGCAGGAAAGGCCGUGAUUUUGUCUCUUUCUCCCCAGUCGAGGGCCUCUAUUGCUGCUCAUUUUGGCAUUUCUCCACUUCAGGCUUUCAAAAAGUUGACAAGGUUUUUUAAAUCCUUGGGAGUGAAGGCAAUAUUUGAUACAAGUUGCAGUAGAGAUUUGACCCUUGUCGAAUCUUGUGUGGAGUUCAUCACGAGGUAUAGACAGAAUCAAUUGGUUGAUGAUGAGAAGAGUAAAUCUAGCCUACCUAUGAUUGCAUCAGCAUGCCCAGGUUGGAUAUGCUAUGCAGAAAAACAACUUGGAUCCUUUGUUUUACCUUAUAUUUCGUCAGUAAAGUCUCCACAGCAAACAAUUGGAGCUAUCAUAAAGAAUUGUGUGUGCCAAGAAUUGGGACUCAGGCCAGAAGAAAUUUACCAUGUCACUGUGAUGCCUUGUUAUGAUAAAAAGCUUGAGGCUGCUAGGGAUGACUUUGUUUUCCAAUUUGAGUCCCAUAUAGAAGGGCAUGAAAGUGAAGUUAACAUGAUUUCAGAGGUAGAUUCAGUAUUGACCACUGGAGAGGUUUUGGAAUUGAUUCAGUCAAAAGAAAUUGAUUUUAAAACCCUAGAAGAGCCUCCUCUGGACAAACUGCUAACAAAUAUUAAUGAAGAAGGAAACCUUUAUGGUGUCCGUGGAAGCUCUGGAGGUUAUGCAGAAACAAUUUUUCGAUAUGCUGCUAAAACACUUUUUGGAAGACAGAUUGAUGACCCUUUGACCUUUAGAAACAUUAAGAAUUCAGAUUUUCAGGAAGUUACUCUGGAGGCGGAGGGAAAAACGGUGUUGAAAUUUGCUCUCUGUUAUGGUUUUCGGAACCUGCAAAACAUUGUACGAAAACUUAAAACUGGGAAAUGUGAUUAUCAUUUCCUAGAAAUAAUGGCAUGCCCUUCAGGUUGCUUAAAUGGGGGUGGUCAAAUUAAACCAAAUCCAGGGCAAUCUCCUAAAGAACUGAGUCAGCUGUUAGAGUCGAUUUAUAUGGAAAAUGUUUCGGUAGCAUCACCAUUCGAUAAUCCCAUUAUUGAAGGAUUAUAUGAUAAAUGGCUUGAGCAGCCUGGUUCUGAGAAAGCUAGAAGAUACAUGCAUACACAAUAUCAUCCUGUUGAGAAAAGCAUCACUUCUCAGUUGCAUAAUUGGUGAGGCGUUGAAACUGAACAAUUCAUACUGUUUCUUCUCAAGGUAAAUGUAUUAUUAGGAGGAAAAAGUACUUGGUCUCUAUGCCCUGGCUCCUUGUGGAUAUGUUGCAAUUUGGAGUCACCAAAUUUUGAUAGCGAACAAAAUUUUUGAUGUAUAUAGACCUUGAUCUGCAUCCAUUUAGGUAGAAGAAAGAAUCACACACACAUUUGUAAUUACCUUCUGGACCUGCGGCAGGACUUCUAUUGUUUUUAGGAUAUAGGUUCUCAAUAAAAUAUUCCUUCAUUACAUUUGUUAGUGUGAAUGAUUAGGUGAGAGAAUGAGAGCCCAAGUGCCGGUCGUUGGAGCACAAAUUGUAGCUUUACAUUUCUCAACUCUUGAACUCGAAUGAAGUAACAAAAUUUUCUCUGAUUUCCUGUUUGAUGUAACAUAUUCUUGGAAUAUUUUUAUUGCCGUAAACAUAUUUCUUGCAUUUUACCAAAU
Molecule: messenger RNA, 2209 nt
Organism: Abrus precatorius (Indian licorice)
Lineage: Eukaryota; Viridiplantae; Streptophyta; Magnoliopsida; Fabales; Fabaceae
Product: protein NAR1
Exons: 11
Coding region: 308-1732 (474 amino acids)
Cellular component (GO): periplasmic space; cytosol
Molecular function (GO): electron transfer activity; iron ion binding; ferredoxin hydrogenase activity
Source: RefSeq, a predicted model, not a curated record